Messenger RNA from Phalaenopsis equestris, 1455 nucleotides. RefSeq lists its product as uncharacterized. The record is from RefSeq and is a predicted model, not a curated record. The coding region runs from base 64 to 1455 and encodes 463 amino acids. The transcript has a single exon. Lineage: Eukaryota; Viridiplantae; Streptophyta; Magnoliopsida; Asparagales; Orchidaceae.
UUUUUUAAUCCGCUUUUAUUAUAUUCUCAAACCAAACACGCCUUCGUUUAGUUACAGAGAACCAUGGCCAGCACCAAACCCGCUAACUGGCACCUUCUUCCGGCCAAUCUCCUAAUCUCCAUCGCAGAGAAGCUCUUCAUCGCCGACAUCAUCCGUCUCCGAGUCGUCUGCAAAGAGUGGGGAUGGUCCCUCGGAUGGCCGCACAAAGGCUGGCCGACUCCACCUCGAUUGCGUGCAUCCUUCAUUCCCAUCCCCCCAUCGGUUCCAUGGAUGCUCCUUCCAAACGAGGAAGGCGAGGAUGCAGACUAUUGUUCCUUUCUCGACCUCUCCAACGGACAAGUCCGGCGAAUUCACCCCGUUCCGGAGAUGGCGGGCCGCCGGUGUGUCGGGGCUUCCCCACACCUCGACCUCGAACUUAAUCCCCGCGUGCUUAACCCUCUCACCCGAGAAGAGCUCCCUCUGCCUUCCCUCCUCUCCCUCUUCCCCUCUCCCACUAAUGUUCGUGUUCUUCGUGAUGCCUUUAAUGGCUCCCUGACAGGUUUCUUUGACAAAGGAGCUAACUUUAUGGGAAUUUGGCAUACGAAGGAGGAGUUUCGUGACCAAUGCAUCUUAAAGAUAGUCCUGACUUCCGCCCCACCUUCCGGCUUUGUAGGGGUCAUCUAUGGUUGUAAUCCGUUGAAAAGUUGUCUAGCUUUAGCGAGAGUAGGAGACGCAUCAUGGACCCCUGUUCCGAUCUCCGACAAUCACUUCUCAAAACUCGAGUCUGUAGAGGACAUUUUUUAUCAGAAUGAAAUGCAUAAACUUUUUGUUGUGACUUUAUCAGGUUCUGUGUUUUGUUGUGAUCUCCAUAUUAACGAUUGGUCGAGCGGAAUCAAAAUGUCUCUUGCUUCUCGCUCCUUGAAACUCAGAAGGUUCGCAAGUUGGAGUGAUAGAAAACCACUCUCGGCCUGUAUUGGCUUCAACAGACACAUUAUCUUCUCAUCCGGUCGGCUGCUACAAAUCUGUAGAAAAGUUGAUGAGUAUGAUGAAAAGGAAGUUCAAAGGCAGAGGGAGGGGCUAUUAGUGGAUGAGGAGGACGAAGACGAGGAGUCUGAUGCUUUCCCCGUCAUGGCAGAGACAACCCGUGUUCAAAUCACGAUGAAACAGCGCGACGGCAGAACAUCAGGGUGGAUUCUGGCUAAAGCGAGUGAUUUGGACGAUCAAGCAAUAUUUGUUGGUUGCAAUCAUGUUUUCUCUGUUCCUGCUGCUGGUAGGUCUGGGCUGAGAAAAAACACAGUUUAUUUCACGGAGACGUCGAGAUACUUUUUAGAUUGGAGGCAGCAUGUGCGUGAUGCUGCUGUCUUCGACGUGGAGACCGGGAAUUUCCAAAGGUUUUUCUCUUUGGCUUCGCAGGUUAAUUGGCCGCCUCCAGUAUGGUUUAUGCCCUCUCGGCUUCAUUUUGAUUUUCUUUCCUAA